AUGGCCACCUUGCUGCCUCCUCCCUCGAAAAAACAAAAGCGACUCGCACAGGAGCCCAAGGAUCUAGAUCUGAUCCCCGAGGACCUGCCCAAUGUGCUGGUUCGAUUCCAGGCGUCGGACACUGGCGAAAACACUGGUGGAUCGGUGCGAGUUCCUGGAGCCGCCACCGAAAAGCAGCUGGAGAUGCUUCUGAACCAGCUCCAGGAGACCAACGAUGACCCCACGCCUUACACUUUCUCUGUGAUCAAGGGAGAAGGCGACGAACAGACGCUGAUUGACAUUACCGACAACAUUUGGGCAUCGAUUCUCAAACCCGGACACAAGAGUACAGAAGACCAGCUGACGAUUGUGUACACCCCACGUGCUGUUUUCAAAGUCAAGAACAUCACCCGAUCGACCGCCGCCAUUCCUGGUCACGGCAGCACUAUUCUGACCACCCAGUUUGCACCCCACACUUCGUCUCGAAUGGUUUCGGGCUCAGGCGACUUCACUGCACGAAUCUGGGACUGCGACACUCAGACCCCCAUGCACACUCUCAAGGGCCACUCUAACUGGGUUUUGUGCGUGGCCUGGUCUCCCGAUGGUAAGAUGAUCGCUACUGGAUCCAUGGAUAACACCAUUUGCAUCUGGGACGCUGUAAAGGGCACCCAGAUUGGAAAGCCCCUCAAGGGACACACCAAGUGGAUCACAGGCAUGUCGUGGGAGCCUCUGCACAAGGUGAAGGAGGGUCACGUGCCCCGACUGGCCUCGUCAUCAAAGGAUGGCACUGUACGAAUCUGGGACAUUGGAGCCGGCACCUACCUGCGAACCAUGGCCGGUCAUAGAAGCGCCGUCACCUGCGUCAAGUGGGGAGGAAUCGGUUUCCUCUAUUCUGCUUCUCAUGACAAGACCGUGAAGGUGUGGGAUCCCGAAUCUGGCCGUCUCCAGCACAACCUGACGGCCCAUGGUCACUGGGUCAACCACAUUGCGCUGUCGACCGACUACGCCCUUCGAACCGGAGGCUUUGACCACGACACCACACGAAAAGACUUCAAGGCCAGCGACACUGAGCUGCGAACCAAGGCGCUCGAGAAGUUCAACAAACUGGCCAACACCUCUGGACGCAUCUCCGAGCGAAUGGUGACCGCCUCCGACGACUUCACCAUGUUCCUGUGGGAGCCCGAAAAGAGCACAAAGCCUCUUUGCCGAAUGACCGGCCAUCAGAAGGCCGUUAACCACGUCACAUUUUCUCCUGACGGCCGAUAUCUGGCUUCUGCCUCGUUCGAUAACUCCAUCAAGCUGUGGGACGGAAGAGACGGCAAGUUUGUCACCACGUUUAGAGGACAUGUGGCCUCCGUGUACCAGUGCGCCUGGUCGUCCGACUGCAGACUCAUGGUCUCGUGCUCUAAGGACACCACUCUCAAGGUGUGGGAUGUGCGAACUAAGAAGUUGUUGUCGGAUCUGCCUGGCCACGCUGACGAGGUGUUUGCUGUCGACUGGUCCGUCGACGGAAACAAGGUGGCUUCUGGUGGAAAGGACAAGAUGAUUAGAUUGUGGUCUCAUUGA
This is a messenger RNA of Yarrowia lipolytica CLIB122, 1545 nucleotides long. RefSeq lists its product as uncharacterized. Gene Ontology annotation, molecular function: protein binding. Lineage: Eukaryota; Fungi; Ascomycota; Dipodascomycetes; Dipodascales. Gene Ontology annotation, biological process: ribosomal large subunit assembly. The record is from RefSeq and is a predicted model, not a curated record. Gene Ontology annotation, cellular component: nucleolus.